UGCAGCGUGGGGGUUGUAGUUUUCCUCUUCUCCAGGCCGGCUGCUUGCUUGGGUGACUCCGCAGCGGCUGCCGCAGCAAGAGGAGGCGGGGGGGACGAUGUCUGCCGUUUGGGAGCUGCUGGCUCUGAGCUCCUCUCUGCUGGUGGUUGUCUUGGCGCAGGGGGGCAAAUACUCCAGGGAGGCGAACGAGGCUGCUACAGCCGGCAGCCCGAAGCGCCAGGAGGCCGGGGAGUUCAGGGUUGUGAAGCUGAACCAGAUCUGGGAGAAAGCGCAGCGGCUUCAUCUAUCGGCUGUAAAACUGGCAGAGCUACAUAGUGACCUCAAAAUACAAGAAAAGGAUGAGCUGAGCUGGAAAAAGCUGAAGGCUGAAGGGCUUGAUGAAGAUGGAGAAAAACAAGCCAAACUUAGACGCAAUUUACAUGUAAUUAUGACUAAAUAUGGAAUGAAUGGUAAAAAGGAUGCCCAACUAGUAGAUACCAAUCAUAUCAAAGAUGGCACAGAAAGUGAUGUGCUAGAUGAUCCAAGACUGGAGAAAUUAUGGAGCAAGGCCAAGACCUCUGGGAAGUUUUCCGAUCAGGAGCUGGAUAAGCUGUGGCGGGAAUUUAAGCAUCACAAAGAAAAGAUUCACGAAUAUAAUAUCCUGCUAGAGACUGUGAGCAGAACAGAAGAAAUCCACAAAAAUAUGAUCAACCCAACUGAAGAAGACCAGUUCAAAGAGGAAAUCUUGCAUGGCAAACACACAGAACUCAAAGACAAAAUGCGAAGCAUCAAUCAAGGGUUUGAUCGUUUACGUAAAAUCAGCCACCAAGGAUAUGACACAGCCAGUGGUUUAGAAUUUGAAGAACCCAGAGUGAUUGACUUAUGGGACAUGGCCAAAUCAGCCAACUUUACCGAGAAAGAACUUGAAUCAUUUCGGGAGGAGCUUAAACACUUUGAAGCAAAAAUUGAAAAACAUCAUCAUUACCAGAAACAAUUAGAGAUUUCCCAUCAGAAACUAAAGCAUGUGGAGGGAACGGGAGAUAAAGAUCAUCUGAGCAGAAACAAAGAGAAAUACAUCAUGCUAGAAGAAAAGACUAAAGAAUUGGGAUACAAGGUAAAGAAGCACCUACAAGACUUAUCCAGUAGACUCUCAAGAGGUCUUCAACACAACGAACUCUGAACAUAUUUUCCAUGUUGUGAGAUCAAUAUACCCAAUAGAUCAUUUUCCUGGGACUUAUCAAAUACCUAGAGAAGCAGAUAAUUAAAUAUUAAGAACCCAACAGGAUUGUCCUUUUGUAAGGAAUAUGUUUUCAGUCCUUUUACAUUUUAGUCACUGAACUGAUAAUGUGAUAGUCAAAUUAAAUGAAUCAGUUAUAAAUAUA
Molecule: messenger RNA, 1361 nt
Organism: Chelonoidis abingdonii (Abingdon island giant tortoise)
Lineage: Eukaryota; Metazoa; Chordata; Testudines; Testudinidae
Source: RefSeq, a predicted model, not a curated record